Messenger RNA from Periconia digitata, 709 nucleotides. Lineage: Eukaryota; Fungi; Ascomycota; Dothideomycetes; Pleosporales; Periconiaceae. The record is from the annotation of a GenBank genome assembly.
AAUGUAUGUUGUUAUCUUGCAUCGCAUUUGGGGCGCAUCACGCUCAUUCGAACCAGUUAUCCACCUCGCUGCCAUUCUUGUGCACCAACAUAUAGCGGGUCUCAAACCCCAACCGACACAGAUCCUCCUUCAGCGAGCGCUGCAGGAAGUUUCUACAGACUACCUGGAAUUAUCAAAAAAUGGCUUCUACGUGCGCCGCAAGCCGUCUACAUAUCCAUCCUCAUGGGUUCCCGCAAAUUCUUUCAGCGUGACAGAUGACAAUGGUCUCAGUUACUGGGAUCAACGUACGAUAUAUGUGGAACCUCAUAUCCGCCAUCUUUGCAAAACUCCGGCAAAAGUCGCUCACUGGCUGAAGGAGCAUGGAGAACUAAAACCAAAGUGGCUGCCGGUUCAAGCCGUCCACACGCUCUACAACAGUUGCGCCUUUGUGGUUAUAAGCGGAAAUGUUCUCCAUGAGAAAAUAUGGAAGAAAUGGAGAGAUAGAGGCAAGCCAGAGGACUGGAAAAUCAUGACCAAAGUCGAACAUACGAAGCGCACCGAGGAGUAUCUGGAACUUCUCAAGGAGAAUAACGCCUGGAUCAAGCAACCGCGGCCCUCACCAUCAGCUGUAGCCGCCGCCAAAGAAAGUUCGUCGCAUGUUGGAGCAGCCGAUGAUCGCGCACUACCAGCAAGGAAGAAAUUGAAAUUGACAAACUAUCCACUGGAAUAG